UUUACUUCUUAAGGAUAUUUGGGACAUUGUUUGUGCUUUUGUCUAGGCUUCCUCUUGGGCCUUCAUGCAUUGUAGGCAAUACUGAGCCAUGCCCCAGCCUUCAAUUACCUGUGGUUCUCCUUCCUUACCUUCCCAAGAACUUGAAUGACUGGAUUGUGCCACCAGACCCAGCUCCGGUGGCACAGAAAAGCUCUCAACACAGGCAAUAAUGUUUCAUGUUGGCUGCAUCUAUAUAGAGCCAGGAUCCUGUCUCCGGUCCAGGAGCCCCAUGCAGGCUCCUCCCUCAUUAAACACGGGGAUAGCACCCUGAGAGCCUUUCCAGUUUCUGCACUCCCCUUCCGUGUCUCCCCUCAGGACCCACCCGAGGACAUGAAGCAAGACCGAGAUAUCCAGGCAGUGGCCACCUCUCUGUUGCCCCUGACAGAAGCCAAUCUUCGAAUGUUCCAAAGAGCCCAAGACGACCUCAUCCCUGCCGUGGACCGACAGUUUGCCUGCUCCUCCUGUGACCACGUGUGGUGGCGCCGGGUGCCACAGAGGAAGGAGGUGUCAAGGUGUCGCAAGUGUCGGAAACGUUAUGACCCAGUGCCAGCCGAUAAGAUGUGGGGCCUGGCCGAGUUCCACUGCCCAAAGUGUCGACACAACUUCCGGGGCUGGGCACAGAUGGGGUCCCCAUCACCCUGCUACGGGUGCGGCUUCCCUGUGUAUCCCACUCGGAUCCUGCCCCCACGCUGGGACCGCGACCUGGAUCGGCGCAGCACACACACCCACUCCUGCUCAGCCGCAGAUUGCUACAAUCGGAGAGAGCCCCAUGUGCCUGGGACUUCCUGUGCCCACCCCAAAAGCCGUAAGCAGAACCACCUCCCCAGAGUGCUGCACCCCAGCAACCCCCACAUCAGCAGCGGCUCCACGGUGGCCACGUGCCUGAGCCAAGGUGGCCUCCUGGACGACCUGGACCAUCUCAUCCUGGAAGACCUGAAGGAGGAGGAGGAGGACGAGGAGGAUGUUGGGCCCCGAGAGUGACCCUGACCGGACGCACACAGGAACGACAGACACGGUGUGUGGACACCUUGUGUUGCUAUAAGAUACUGUCUCAAGGAGAUAGAAAUACCCUUGGGGGUACUAAAGGGACAGUCACAACCGCACAAGCCGGGUCAGCAUAA
This is a messenger RNA of Alexandromys fortis (reed vole), 1160 nucleotides long. It is a transcript of the gene Shfl, whose product is annotated as shiftless antiviral inhibitor of ribosomal frameshifting. Gene Ontology annotation, biological process: innate immune response; viral translational frameshifting. NCBI's taxonomy places the organism in Eukaryota, Metazoa, Chordata, Mammalia, Rodentia, Cricetidae. Gene Ontology annotation, molecular function: ribosome binding; sequence-specific mRNA binding. The record is from RefSeq and is a predicted model, not a curated record. The transcript has 5 exons. The coding region runs from base 145 to 1020 and encodes 291 amino acids.